Messenger RNA from Pelmatolapia mariae (spotted tilapia), 5836 nucleotides. Its product is annotated as LIM and calponin homology domains-containing protein 1-like. The record is from RefSeq and is a predicted model, not a curated record. Gene Ontology annotation, biological process: positive regulation of stress fiber assembly; regulation of focal adhesion assembly. NCBI's taxonomy places the organism in Eukaryota, Metazoa, Chordata, Actinopteri, Cichliformes, Cichlidae. The transcript is spliced from 27 exons. Gene Ontology annotation, cellular component: stress fiber. Bases 217 to 3909 code for a protein of 1230 amino acids. Gene Ontology annotation, molecular function: myosin II head/neck binding.
UUUGCCCACAGACUCUCAACAGGAGCGAUACGGGAGCAGCAACUGGUUCGUCCGUCUUACCGGUGCUGCUUCUGCUGCUACAGCACCUUCUACAGUCGGGGGAAAACAGACUGGCCGACGCAUUUGACGACCAAUUUCGGUGGAAUAACGCUGCACCAAGCUGCUUUCACACAUAUCUGCAGGCUUUGAUACUUGGAGGACACAGCUUCUUCGCCAAUGGCAAGUCCGGUUGCAGACAUAGGACAGUCUCAUCAGCAUCACCCCGUGAACGAGUCGGCCGCACAGUCCGCGUUUCUGGAGGCGCAGAAAUGGAUAGAGGCUGUGACAGGAAGAUGUUUUGGUGACAAGGAUUUCAGAGGAGGUUUGGAGAAUGGAAUACUACUGUGCGAGUUGCUGAGCUCAAUUAGACCUGGACUGGUGAAGAAAAUCAACAGACUUCCAACACCAAUUGCUGGCCUAGACAACCUCAGUGUGUUUUUGCGUGGCUGUGAGGAGUUAGGACUGAAGGGCUCCCAGCUCUUUGACCCUGGAGACCUGCAGGACACAUCAACACGCCCCACAGCCAAGGGAAGUGACGGCAGUCGAAAGCUCAAGAAUGUUUUAAUUACUAUCUACUGGUUGGGUCGUGCUGCCAAUAGCUGUACAUCCUACAACGGGCCCACGUUGGACCUGAAAGAGUUUGAGGGCCUGCUGUCACAGAUGCGAAAGGAGACAGAAGAGGCAGAGAGCCCUAAACGCAGUAUCCGGGACAGUGGCUACAUUGACUGCUGGGACUCUGAGCGCAGCGACUCUCUCUCUCCGCCACGCCACGGGCGCGAGGAUUCAUUCGACAGCCUGGACUCCUUCGGAUCACGCUCAAGACAAACCCCGUCACCAGACGUCCUGGUCGCCCGCGGCAGCAGUGAUGGCCGUGGCAGCGACUCGGAGUCUGAUGGCGCUCCUCACCGGAAGCUGCCAGACGUUCGUAAGGAUGACAUGUUGGCACGACGGACGUCUGUCAGCGAGCUACGAACCGCCGUACCCUUUAACCAGUACCUGCCCAACAAGAGCAACCAGAGUGGAUAUCUGCCAACGCCACUACGCAAAAAGAGCAACGACAAAGAGGAGGGAGGACACAAGAGCUGGAGUACCGCCACUUCACCUGUAGGGGGUGACAGACCUCUUAGUCUAAAUGAGGUCUGUAGCUUAGAAAUCCCUCCUGGAGAAUCCCCUAGUCCAUCCCCCACCCUGCCCCUUAAACCCUGUACACAGAUUCAAAAGGAGAACCACAUUAAAAAGGACAAGCAGGAAGGGAGGCAGUCUGCAUCUCCGCCUUGCAUUGAGAUCCAUACAGCAGGCAAAAGAAGGAGAAGUGAGCCUCUGCCCAGUAGUCUCCCCCAGCCCCAAGCAGAGCCCUCAAGAGAGACUGUAAUUCAUCUGAUGGUCACCUCUGAGCAAAGGAGUGUGAGUAUGAUCGACAUGCGUGGUGAGGAAGAAGCCACAUCACAGCCGCACAGUCAGGUGCGUCAUGAGCGGAUGCAUAACCAGUACAACAAAAUGAAGGAAGAGGACGACCACUGGCAGGAUGACCUGGCCCGAUGGAAAAGUCGGAGGAGGAGUAUUUCCCAGGACCUGAUCAAAAAGGAGGAGGAAAGGAAGAUGAUGGAGCGCCUGAUGUCAGGAGACACCUACACCUCUCAGAGGAGAAGAAGCAUCAAGACCUAUAGGGAGAUAGUGGAGGACAAGGAGCGUCGUGAGGAGGAGCUACGAAAGGCAUACAGGAAAGCCAAAACUCCUGAAGAGGCGACUGCCAUUCUCCAACGUUACGCCCAGCGUUUCUCCAUAAGCGAAGCAGUCCUCGAACGCCUGCAGCUGCCAAAGUUGUUGGAUCGCAGCAUAUCCGCUGACCCCUCCUUCCCCACCUCACCUUUCCCGCUCUCCCUCUCCCUGUCAGCCUCUCCCACGACACCAGACCCUUUCGAUUCUGACUUCAAUGGGCCCAUGAGGUAUCUGCGCCAGCAGUCUGCCCCGACUCCAAAGUUUACUUCUACAUUUGAGGCGCGAAUCGAGGAGUUUCCCAAAGACCCGUCCUCACACCAGCGGUCUCAGAUACGCUCUCGCUCCUCUGAACCGCCAUCAACCCGAGCCCUGUCACCCAAACCGGUGCCUUUGCUGAUGCCCAAGCCUUAUUUCCAGGCCCGACCUGCAGGAGGUGAAACUUGGAACAACAAGGUGGAUGGUUUGCUGCGAGUAAAUGGUGACGUUGGAAGCGACGAUGUUCCCACCACACCUGAGAGUCAAUGGAGGGACUCGCCUCCUCAUUUUCAGGCAUCCCCUUCCCAAAGCAAAAACAGCACUGUAGAUGGUGCUGUAGAUGCUCCCUCGUCAGAAACCUCACUCCCUCACAGUACCCACACCUCUUCUAGGGAAGGAAGUCCAGUGUCAACAAAGGCAAAGGAGACACAAGAUGUUACAGAGAUAGCUUCUGAGGACACUCAGGAGGUCCAGGACGAGAAAGUCACUGAGUCAACACCACCCAGCCGGCCCACCUCACUCCCAUCAGAGCUGCAGAAGCCACAGGAAAGCUUUGGAAAGACUGGAGACCAGACAGCAGCUGCUUCAGAGGAAGAAAAGCCAAAUGCUGUAGCUCAUCAAAACCCACCUGCAGGUAAAGCCAAACAAGAACAAGAAAUGCCCAAACCAUCUAGUGAAGAGCUCUCUAAUCUUGUCCAGUCUGGGGUUGAUAUACAGUCAUAUCAGCCAGGCAAUGAUCCCUGUUCCCAGGAGCUCUUACAGAAGUCAGAGAUGGCAUCAAGCUCAGCUCCACCAGGAUCAUCUGGUUAUCACCAGCAAUGGGAAACAAAAGCAGAGCUUGCAAACAGUGUCAGGUCUUCGUUGGCAACCAGCAGCCCUAAAUUACGCUGGGAGUUCUUCGCUCCGCAAGAAGAGGCCGAAAAGGAUCGCCGUGGAAAUGUGUCAGUUCCGGUGUUACCCCAGGCCAAGCGGGGAGACCGCUGGUCUUGGGACCCGGAUGAGGAGCGAAAGCGUCAGGAAAGGUGGCAGCAAGAGCAGGAGCGCAUGCUGCAGGAGAAGUACCAGCGUGAGCAGGAGAAACUGAAGGAGGAGUGGGAGAAAGCACAGAAGGAGGUGGCAGAGGAGGAGAGGAAGUACCACGAGGAGGAGCGUCGGAUACUGGAGGAAACCGUGACGCCUCUGACGCCCCGCUCUUCCGCCCUGCCCUCCCCCAGUCGAGGUGAACUCUCCUCCAUCUCAACUGAUCCUCAGGACACUAUCGUUCGUUCUCUGGCUGACUGGGAACGUAAACAGGAACUGCUGGAGAGGCAGUCGAGGGAGAGCACAGAGAGCGUGGAUCUGAAACGGAGAGAAAAUGACCGGACUAGUGACAUCAGCACCGCUGAUGACAGCAUGAAAACAGCCAGAAGCUCAAUGAGUCAGAGCAGCAGUCAGGCGGAGAAAUUUGGUCACAGCCUACAGAAUGGCCAAAAGGUUCCUCUGGUGCUGGCCAAGUCUUCAACACCAGUCAAGAAACAACAAGAACUCCCAGCAGACGGCAGCAAACCUCCAGGAGGACGAAGGAGUGGCCCUAUUGAUAAUAACAUGGGCCGCAGCUCAUCAAAAACCCCUGCAGCAUGCCCACCACCCUCUGACGCACUGCCUCCAGCACCCAACAGGUCUGUCAGUGGGAAGAAGCUGUGUUCCAGCUGUGGUCAGCCAUUAGGGAAAGGGGCUGCCAUGAUCAUAGAGACCCUCAGCCUCUAUUUCCACAUCCACUGCUUUAAGUGUGGCGUGUGUAAAGGACAGUUAGGCGAUACAACCACAGGGACGGAUGUCCGAAUAAAAAACGGCCUCCUCAACUGCCACCAGUGCUACAUCCGCUCCCGCUCUGCCGGACAGCCAACCACAUUGUGACGCUCGACUGACAAGCACAAGGUUCAAAGGAAGAACCCCCCCCAUCCCUGUUUUAACCUGAUUAUCUGCAAAUCACGUCCUUCGCAGCGUGUCAGAAUCUUUGCAUCUUCUGCAGUUCGAUAACCAUUCAAGAUUCAUCAUGUGGCCCAAAUGUGGGGAAAAAAAAAAUCUUCAUAUGUGUGUCAUCUGAUGCAUGAGUGAAAUCUGGAUUUGAUUGGUCCUCGUGCCACCACAGACUGUGUUUCAUCACGCAGCAGCGAGAAAAAAAGACUGCUCUGAGGCGGCAGCCAUGUUGAAAAGAAAACACAUCUGCAGAUGCUUCAAACACAGGUAGACUAUGUUGAUGCCCUGUACUGUCUGAAUGAACACACAAAAAGCAAACAAGGUGUUCAAAAAUGUGAAUUAUUGCCAGUAUAUUAUAUCACUUUUUAUCAUUUAAGAGAGAUUUUCUUAAUUUGGAGGGAUAAGCAUCCAAAAACUGGAAAGAAUAUAGAUUAUGUGGUAAGGCAGCUAAGCAGACAGAGAGCCUAAACAGGUUUAAUCCGAAACACAUUAAUAAAUGUAUCCUCCUUCAAUUAAGUGAUAAAUUAAAGCAAACAGAUAUAGAAAGUGCAAUAAAGGUGACUAUUUAGACUCAAAUACAAUAUAGAGCAAGCCACUAUUUUUUAUCCUUUGGCCCUCGCAGUGACCUCCAGUGUCUCUUUUUCUGUACAGAAUAAAAUUAGCUUCGAGUAUAAAGACAUAGUAUGGAUGUAGGUUCAUCAUUAGGGCAAUAACAGGACUUAAAAGCUGGUUUUGUGCUUUUGGGUCACAGCAGGUUGUUCCUCUUCCAAUCUAUCAGCUUGGAAAGUCAAGACUUCAAUGUGCCUUAGGAAAGCAAUGUGAUGCAGGAAAAAACACCAGCUGUAUGAUGGUGUUUUAUUUCUCCUUUAUUUUCUGUUGUUUUAUUUUAUUUUUUUGGAGGGAUCUGGCCAAAUUUUAAACUGCAGACAAGAAGGCUGCAGCUCUCCCUCACAUCACGCUUUAUUUUAGUUGAUAAGUACUGUUUAUUUUCACUCAAAUUUGAUUUCAUAAUUCCCCCACCUCCCUUCCUCUGUGGUUUGCAGUGCUAUAAAAAAUGCAAAGACUGGAAUAAAAUGAAAUAAAGCGUGUGAUGUCUACUUGGUAAAAGACAGAUUAUGUAUACUGCAGGGGAAAAUUUCAUUUAAUUUGGAUGUUUUAUUCUAGAGUGAUUUAGACUUCUCUAUGCUUUUAAUUGAGGUAAUUUUGAUAAUGGCUCAAUGAUAGAAUUCAUUUAUACCUUGAAAAUUAAAAAAAAAAUCACUAAUACACGUUAUUACUAGGUAAAGAGCAAAAAUACUAUAAACAUAUACCAGCAGCAGCUGCACCUGUGCAAUAUUUGGUUGGAUGAAAACUAAAGAUUUGUGGCGCUGGCUGCACAUUUUCAGUCACUUGCUUCUUUUUUAAGGUGUAUGAGAAGAGCUCUUCCUGUUAUGUGUUGUGGAUGUAAUGAAAAAAAGUGCACGUUUAAGCCUAAAACCAAAUGAUUUGCUGUAUGAAAGCAAACUAGCAAACAGCCUCCUUUUUCUCCUCCUGAACUGUGUCCUAUAGCCAAGCUUCCCCUCCGGGGUCAUCUCUUUGAUCUACAGUAUUUUUAAACUUCUGUUAUGAUUGUGUAUUUUUUUUUCAAUUUAGUUAACGAAUAAUUGUCAAGCCCAGUCUCUUAUAGCGGGAUCUUUGAGACGGAGCUCUAUAUUCAGACGGUCUUCUUAUCGCAGGAUAGUUGGGGAAUGAAACCUUUUACGUCUGUUCUGUAUUUAUUGUAAUAUUCACCUGAGCACUAUGCGAAAUAUAGAUUAAUUUGAUGUUUAAAUGCAUUUGCAUUUAUAGCAUACUGUAUGUUUAUAAAUAAAAUGUUAUACAUUAA